Molecule: messenger RNA, 3436 nt
Organism: Lepus europaeus (European hare)
Lineage: Eukaryota; Metazoa; Chordata; Mammalia; Lagomorpha; Leporidae
Gene: PPP6C
Product: protein phosphatase 6 catalytic subunit
Exons: 7
Coding region: 80-997 (305 amino acids)
Biological process (GO): G1/S transition of mitotic cell cycle; peptidyl-serine dephosphorylation
Cellular component (GO): cytoplasm
Molecular function (GO): protein serine/threonine phosphatase activity
Source: RefSeq, a predicted model, not a curated record
GUUCCGGCUUCGGCCUCCGCCGCUGCCGCCGCUGGUACCGCCGCCGCCGCCGCCGCCGCCGCGGCUUGUUCCUCCUAAAAUGGCGCCGCUAGACCUGGACAAGUAUGUGGAGAUAGCGCGGCUGUGCAAGUACCUGCCAGAAAACGACCUGAAGCGGCUAUGUGACUAUGUUUGUGACCUCCUCUUGGAAGAGUCAAACGUUCAACCAGUAUCAACACCAGUGACAGUGUGUGGAGACAUACAUGGACAGUUUUAUGACCUUUGUGAACUAUUCAGAACUGGAGGUCAGGUUCCUGACACAAACUACAUAUUUAUGGGUGAUUUUGUAGACAGAGGUUACUACAGCUUGGAGACCUUCACUUACCUUCUAGCACUAAAGGCUAAAUGGCCUGAUCGUAUUACACUCUUGCGAGGAAAUCAUGAGAGUAGACAGAUAACACAGGUGUAUGGAUUUUAUGAUGAGUGCCAAACCAAAUAUGGAAAUGCUAAUGCCUGGAGAUACUGUACCAAAGUUUUCGACAUGCUCACAGUAGCAGCUUUAAUAGAUGAGCAGAUUUUGUGUGUUCAUGGUGGUUUAUCUCCUGAUAUCAAAACACUGGAUCAGAUUCGAACUAUUGAACGGAAUCAGGAAAUCCCUCAUAAAGGAGCAUUUUGUGACCUGGUCUGGUCGGACCCUGAGGAUGUGGAUACCUGGGCAAUCAGCCCCCGGGGAGCAGGUUGGCUUUUUGGAGCAAAAGUCACAAAUGAGUUUGUUCAUAUCAACAACCUAAAACUCAUCUGCAGAGCACAUCAACUAGUGCAUGAAGGCUAUAAAUUUAUGUUUGAUGAAAAGCUGGUAACAGUAUGGUCUGCUCCUAAUUACUGCUAUCGUUGUGGAAAUAUUGCUUCGAUCAUGGUCUUCAAAGAUGUAAAUACAAGAGAACCAAAGUUAUUCCGGGCAGUUCCAGAUUCAGAACGUGUUAUUCCUCCCAGAACGACGACGCCGUAUUUCCUUUGAGGCCUUCGCCCAUCCUGCUGACCCACUUCUCUGCCCUCUUCUUACCCUGACUCUCUUGUAUUACCCUCUGCAGUAUACUUUUUAUUGAGCACUUUGCUGCUGAAAUGCUGCCUCUUGCCUUUUUUUAAUUUUAAAUUAUCUGAGUUUAUUGUUUGUUAUGGUGUCUAUAGCAAUGUUUUUCUAUCAAUUUCUCCUCCAUCCCAUCCCCACCUUGGACUCAUUUGAGAAGACUUGAGAAAUGUCUUAAUACUCAUACUGCUGCAUGUAGCUCUUGCAUAUUUACUGGUCUGGGGAAACAGGAUGUGUUUCCAUUUUUAAAAAAGCCAAUUGAAAAUUACACCGAAAUCACCUUUUGUAUCAUUGAGCCUUUUGUUUUAAUUUGGUAAAUUUUAAGAAAUUUCAGCAGCAAAGUUGUUGUUCAGUGGGCACAAUGGACUACAGAUGCCUCGAGUUAUGUGCACCUGUCCCAGCUGUAAACUUCCGUUGUCCUUUGUUGGAUGAUAUUUUAAAUGGAUAUAAAAUAAAUUGGUCUAAAGGGCUGCCCUCCUUGUUGUGUUUUUAAAUUUUAGUUAAAAACUGCUACAGCGUAUGACUUUGUAUAUUAAAAUAAUUGUAAUGAUCUUUUUUCAAAUUCCUUGUAUUUUUUAAUAAAGUAAUCUUAAAUAAAAUCCAGAUAGGUUAAGUGUAAGAAAUUUUAAACAGCUUACAUUGUUAGCUUACCGUUCUUCUUUUUUCCUAAUUAGAAUUCUUGGCCCUAUGAUUUUUGAGUUUAAAACUUCAAUUGAAAUUAAGUAGUAUUUGUUUUAAAAAAAUCACUAAAGUGUGCCUAAAGAACGUAACUGCCAUAUUAAUGUUUUGGUUAUAUCCUCUAUAGUAAUAGAGAAACAUUUAAUACUUGUAAUGCUGAUGUGUUCAUUUAAUACCAGUUGAGUAGAAUGCGAUUGAUCCAGUUUACAAUCUAUCAUGAGUAUCAUUAAGUAAAAUCUAUGUACUUUUCAAUAGUAGUCAUUAUUCUCUUGCUGUAACACUUGACCUUAACUUUUAGAAAGUGUUCAUUUUUUAACUGCAACUGGAAAGGUUGAAAAGUCAGGUCUCUUGUAUUUGUAAACUGUAAUCUGAAACAGAUUAUUUGAAGCGUAGCAAGAAACAAAUUGUCCUUUUUUUGUAAAGGUCUGUGAUACCAUAUUUCGGCUUUGUGUGAUUUGAAUAUCCAAAGGGUUGUGAUGAUCAGUUCUUGAUAUGCAACUGUCCACUUUAAUAAGGACAAAUAUUCCAAUAUCUCUUAGGACUGUAGUCAUAAAUGAUGUUGGAAUGUACCAUUUUGUGAAAACGUGGUAUCCCUUUACUGCUAAUAAUUAAUUCUUGUCAUUCCAGGAAAUCCAUGUGAAGCCAGCCAAUUAAUAAAGCACUUUAGCAUCUGUUCAGGUGGUUUUGAAAACCAACGUUUCCCCUUCAGGAUAAAAACUUCCAGGUCACCUAAAAAUGCAAUAAAAAUCUUUAUAGUCUAAGCUUCUUGGCACAUAAUUUUUCAUCAGGGUUUCCUUUUAUUGAAUGAGCACAAUACUGUUUUGAUUUGAUUUUUUUCCCCCAACCACUCAGCUCCUUGUACAGUUUUUAAUUGUAUAGCUAUAUAAAGAAGUGGCUAAGACAUUUGCUGCACACACUUGAACUAAUGUUGGGCCAGUAACACUAGUGUGUUACUGCUCUGACUCCAGUGUAAUUCAGGUGGAAAGUUAUUUUUAUCUUACAGGGAUAUGUAGCUGUGUAUUUUACUAAUUGUGAAACACUGGAAAUAACGAUGCAGACAACUUGGUGUGGUCUUCGAACAGCUCUCUACAGUAUUUUUUUGCCCCCUGUUAACCACAACUUGUAUUUAAGUUCUUGCGUUCCACUGCUUUUAAGUUGUACCAAUAAAAUUGGUAAUCCUCAGCCUUCCCUUGCCAUUUGACACCCCUUCGCUGAAUUUGAUGUAGUUGUUUUCAUUAUCCCUGUAAUGUGACUUUUAUUUGUAGGUCAUGGCGUACUGCAUUUGUUUGUCACUAGUUGGGCAUGUGCCAAUAAUAUUCUGUCCAUUCCUGAUCUGCCAUUUCUGUUUUGCCUGGUAUCUCUUCAACCGAAUAAUGGCUUUUUGCAUGGAGAAAAUAGUUUUUACUGCUAGACAUGUAAAGGGAAGAAAGAGUGAAUGUCUUGGACUUUGUGAAGACUGAAAGGAAUAUUUGGACCCCUCUGAUAAAUAAGGGCUAUGUACCAUAUGGAGCAGUCAUGUGGUGGAAGAUACUUGCAGGUGGUAGAUUUGGAGGCAGGAGGGCCUGUUACUCCCUGUAUCUAGUCUGAAUGUAAAAAUCCCUUAUGUUGUAUUAAUGGGGGUAAGAACUAUUUUUAUUUGCCUAUGAUGAUAUACUUGGUUUCUAAAUAAAGUGUCCUAGGCUCUAGUGAGAA